Molecule: messenger RNA, 1175 nt
Organism: Priapulus caudatus
Lineage: Eukaryota; Metazoa; Priapulida; Priapulimorpha; Priapulimorphida; Priapulidae
Product: venom protein 302-like
Exons: 3
Coding region: 672-1046 (124 amino acids)
Biological process (GO): regulation of signal transduction; regulation of cell growth
Cellular component (GO): extracellular region
Molecular function (GO): insulin-like growth factor binding
Source: RefSeq, a predicted model, not a curated record
ACAGAUGCUUUUACUACGAAUAUCAACAUGCAUUAUUUGCACCACAGUAGGGACACCAACUUGUGACUUGCUAACGUUCAACAUUACUCAAAAUGUUGUAAUGCUCAACUACGUAGACAAAACUGCUGGAAGUGAUCACUGCGAGAGCACGCCAACUUCGUUAUUCCCACACCGCCUGACAUGGUCGGGAAGUAAGCAUCCUGAAUUCCCAAUAGACAGGAAACAUGCACAGCACAUAAUCACAUCCACAAGGGUCAACACAUCUUAUAAUGGGUGAAUUUGUACAGGAGUUCACAGAAGUAAAGGACUGGAGAGAGCGAAAGAGAGAGAUAUUAAUCACCUUUCAGAAAAACUAUAUUAAACCCAAGCAUUGACACCCACGUGGAAAUAAAACCAUUAGGUAAGAAUACAUCAGUUAAAAAACAAACACGAAACUACCAACGCCGAAUUCAUUCGUACACGUGAUGACUAAUGUCACCACCGAUAGCAAUGUGGGUGGGGCCUGGAUGUGUUCCAUCCACUAGCAACCAUUUACAGGAAAACCAAUCAGAGUGAGUGAGAUAGAGAGAAAUUUCGCAACAGUGCAAUACCAAUCUUCCUUUAAAAGGCACCACAUCUGUCAGCGGAUACGACACAUUACAACAACUUCAAUUUCAUUCGGAAGAGCAAACAUGAGAAUCGGCAAUAUAGUGAUCUGCGCCGCAGUGCUCUUAACGGCCAUCAUGAAAGCAACUGAAAGUUUAAGCUGUGCAGCAUGUGAAGAAGGUGUUGGCUACGUGGCAGCGGAUAGAUUUCUGAGGUGCAAAGAGCCUGAAAACUGUACAGUCGGUACGGUACCCGAUGUGUGUAACUGCUGUCAGGUGUGCGCAAAGGAUAAAGGCGAGCGAUGUGGCGGAUCCUGGUGGCUGAUGGGACGAUGUGGAAUUGGUCUUCAGUGUAUGCCCCUAACAGAGGAGGUUCUAGAAAGCGAAAAACGACCUGUGAAGAUAGUAGGCAAAGGACGUCGUGGAACAUGCAAACCAAUGGAAGAUGUCCCUCCAGUGUAAACCAUUCACAUUACAGGACAGAAACCUAUUGACACACGCGUGACAAUACACAUAACCGUUAAAUAGAUACAUAUAUAUAUUUCAUGAGAUGUUUAUAGUUUUUUGUACAUAACAGUCAAAUAAACAUGU